Culicoides brevitarsis is the source of this 3630-nucleotide messenger RNA. RefSeq lists its product as uncharacterized. NCBI's taxonomy places the organism in Eukaryota, Metazoa, Arthropoda, Insecta, Diptera, Ceratopogonidae. Gene Ontology annotation, cellular component: autophagosome. The transcript has 2 exons. Bases 267 to 3434 code for a protein of 1055 amino acids. The record is from RefSeq and is a predicted model, not a curated record. Gene Ontology annotation, biological process: activation of GTPase activity; regulation of autophagosome maturation. Gene Ontology annotation, molecular function: GTPase activator activity.
CAAAAGUCAACCAUCGUCCCAAAGAUCUUCACAAAAAAUUCUCGUCACGAAAUCGCCAGAAAAUUCCAAAAAGAACAAAAAGACAUUCGACAGACAGAAGACAUAAAAUUUAACACUUGUUCUGGAUGAAUUUUUGAUGAGUUUAAAUUUUACAACUCUCCUGCUGCAUUUUCAUCUGUCUUCUUGCCUCUUCAACCGCUGCACCACUUGAAUAAUUGAAGAAAAAAAUGCUUCGUGAAGAAAAAAACUAAAAAAUUGUCAAGAAUAUGUUGGGUUCCACACAACGCGAAGCUGUUCGCGUAAAAGUGAAGAAGUGUGAAGGAAAUUUCCCUCCCGAGUACAAAAAAUUCAGCGUUGAUCCGCAAAUAACGAGUGUCGAAGUGCUAUAUUCGAUUCUGGCAAAGGCGUUCGACAUCAAAAGUGACUUCGGGAUCAGUUACAAGACGAAAGACCCCUCGGGACAGGAACAAUGGCUCGUCGUACUGUCAGAUUGGGACUUGGAUGCCGCCUUUUUACGUGCCCACAACUUGUCAAUCGUCACUGCGAGUGAACCUUGCUUGAAUUUAAAGGUCGAAGUGAAACCGUUUCAAGAGCAGCCUGCUUGGGAGAACGCCUGGAUCUCCGGAAAAGUCGAUGCCGCGGCAAACAUCUCGCAACAAAUCGAAACUGGUCACAAAUAUUUAAUGAGUACCGUCGAAAAAGGGUUCAGCAUGUUCCAAAAAGCCCUGAAUUUUGUCGAAGAUCCCGCUUUUAACUUGGCUCCCGUGCCGCCGCUGUCUGACAUGGAUUUCCGCAAGUAUUGCGACUCGGUUGGGCAAAUAAUUCACGCCGAUGAGCUUCGAAGGAUCAUUUAUUUGGGGGGCGUUGAUUCCUCACUUCGACGGGUUUUAUGGAAAUUGCUUUUGAAUGUCUAUCCGGACAAAAUGACGGGCAAGGAGCGCAUGGAUUACAUGAAACGCAAGUCGAAUGAGUACAUAAAACUGCGGGAAAUUUGGCGAACGGAGCUUCAGAAGGGAAAUACCGAAGGAGAAUUAGCUUACGUGACAAGUAUGGUGCGAAAAGACGUCUUACGAACGGAUCGACUUCAUCCAUUUUACGCUGGGAGUGACGACAAUCAAAAUAUCGCGGCACUUUUCAACAUUUUAACGACGUACAGUCUCAACCAUCCGAGUGUCAGUUACUGCCAGGGCAUGAGUGACUUUUGUUCGUGCAUUUUGGUGUCGAUGCAUGGCGACGAAGCGCAAGCCUACAUCUGUUUUUGCGCCCUGAUGCGUCGAAUCAAGCCCAAUUUCAUGAUCGACGGCAUCGCGAUGACCCAAAAAUUCGCCCAUUUGUCAGAAGCGUUCGAAUUUUACGACCCCGAGUUCUUCAACUACCUGAAAAUGCAGCAAGCGGACGAUUUGUUGUUCUGUUAUCGCUGGCUGCUGCUGGAAAUGAAGCGCGAAUUCGCCUUUGACGAUGCCCUUUUCAUGUUGGAGGUGCUGUGGAGCACAAUGCCGCCGGAUCCGCCAAAAGACGAAUUGCCGCUGUUCGAAAAGGAAUUUGUGCCUGCUCGGGAACCAGCGACGACGACGGAACAACAGCCAAAGGGAAGUACUUCAGCGCCCGUUGUCAUCAUGCGGAAGCCUCGUGAGAACGCUUAUACCAAAGUUUGUGCGCUCCGACGCCAAAGUAGCUCGAUGUCGAUUGGUUCGAAUGCGAGUCCGAGCUCGGCAGACACGAAAUGUCAACUUGACAAACGAUUGAACCAAAGCUUGGAUGAAAAUGCGACGCGGGAAAAGAUGUUGAUGCGUUCGAAGCCGGUCCAGAGCUUGGACGAGACGAAAAUGAAGACCUUGAAAACGCAAAAUGCCGUCACGCAGGACGAAAAAACGGAAGAAGAGGUCUUUGAAGCGACAGAAAAUGCUCCGGAAAUGACCGAAAGUCAAACGAAUCCCUUUUUAGACUGCAACGGAGAUGCAAAAACGGCGACAAAUGACCAAUGCAUAUCCGAUUUCCUCACGUACAACAAUAAUUCUACCUUAAAUGACACAUCUAAUCAAAAUAAUAGCAAUCGUGACUCCGGGAACGUUAGUGGUUCGGAUGAAACGACGAUCUCACUGAAUUUCAACUACAAAAAACGCGUUGAGGGUAUCAUGGGAGGACAAAUAAACGAUCUCAAGGAAAAAUUAAACGCAAGUAAGAAGGGAAUUAUUGCCUCUUUGGACAAAAUCGAGAAGGAAACGUCAAAAAAUAAGCCGAAACUCGUAAAAAACUUCAACGAAUUCUGGAAUAUUGCCUCGAUGAACAAAAAUUCGAUACAAGAUAAAAUAAAUACAACCACAAAUGCCCUGAAAAGACUCCCCUCGGUCGAAAUUGAGGAAAAUUCGAUACUGAAACCGUUGGUAAAGUUCACGACAAGCGGCAAAGGUGCCCAAUUCGACGAGGAAAGUACCAAAGAUGACGAUGACAAUACGAAAGGUGACUCCAGUCCGGAUGAUUCUCAGGAUUAUGUGCCCAUGACGACGCCAAUGACGCGCGAAUUGCGUCUCAAAAUGGAAAGUCUCGAUCGGCAAAUCAUGACGAACGGAAGUCCUUCGAGUUCGUUGCCUGCCGAGACUUACGGGUACUCCCAACUUGUGGUUUCGGCGGAAAAAGACGAAGAUCCCAACUCGAUUCAAGUUUGUUCGGAUUUUCAUUCGAGUCCGGUGCCGCCCAAAAGUGACGGAAGCCCCUAUGCCAUCGACGAAGAGGAAUUUAGCAUCAAGACACGUGUCAAUAGUGGCAUUUUUUUCUGGGAAAAUCCGCUGUGUGACGAUUUGGAGUCCGCUGUCUUCGUUAAUUCGUCAAAUACGUGCGAAGAACUGAAAGAUCUCACCUACGAUGGCGGCGAAAUUGUCAUUGAACAUGCGGAAACGGGCAAAAAAUCCGUGACGCCCAUCCGAUUGGUUCGUAAUAGCACAAGCAAUGCCGAAGAUUCGGAUACCGAUAGUUCCGCCGAUUACAAUCCAAAAGCAAUAAUCGCUCCGACAAAUCCGUUUUACGAUCAAAUUGCGACAACGGUGAAGCCGGUGCCGCUGAUUCAGAGCGUUAUCGCGCAAAAUCACGUCAUGCAGGCGUCCGCGUGUGAAGAAGCGGCGGAAAUUGUUCAGUCGUCAGUGGAAAAGCGCCCGGGGGAAUUGCCGCCCCCCAAUGAGUUUGGGGGAGGGAACCCGUUUUUGAUAUUUUUGUGUUUGACGACGUGCAUCCAGCAUCGCGACACGAUAAUGCGAAGCAAGAUGGACUACAACGAGAUGGCGAUUCACUUUGAUAAGAUGGUGAGGAAGCAUAGCGUGCAUCGCGUCUUGAAUCAAGCGCGGAAAAUGUACGGAGAUUAUCUGAAGGCACACACGAAUUGCACGGAUUAUUAUAAAAUUGCGGGACCCAUGAUGCGGACAAUUGAGGAAAAUGUGUAAGUCACAAUCAAAAAAUAGAUGCUUUAAAAAAAAUUACAAAUAUUUACACACAAAAACAGUUCUUAAUGAAUAGAAGUAACGAAAAAAUAAUAGAAAAUAGGAAAAGUUUUUAGAUAGUUUUGCUUGUAAAAUCAAAUUCUUUUAAAAUUUUGAAUAAAAGUCAAUAAGCAAGUCCGGCUGUAAAUAACAAAAUAGC